AUGCAGUCAGAGUCCGAGGAAUAUAGACCAUCCAUUGAGAAACAAAGGGAGGAAUGGUCUUCCAUUAGAAAACAUAUAACCGAUGUGAUGGAAAAUCUACAUAAUAGAGAUGCUUUAGAGACAUAUAGACGUAUUUUUGAUGUCAAUAUUGUAACUGGUAAAGAUAUUUUGAUUAACACAAUAUUAACAGGUAAAUAUGACCCAAGACGACUUGCAUUAUUAGCAAGUAGCAUUAAUAUUGAUUAUACAGAAUUUGGUCAAUCUCUUAUAGAUGAAUGUGUUAGAAGAUUCAUAUUUUAUUUUAAAAAUGUCAAAUACUAUGAAUGUUUUAGAAUGAUGGCCUUAUUAUCCCAACUAUACAACUACGACGCUGUUCAUAUGGUGGUGAUUCUUUACGCUUUACAAUCGAUGUCCGAAGAGAUAGAGAACACAAAGGACAAAGGUAGGCAAGAGGCAAGUAUGUCACUCAUAUGUAGGACUUUAAUGAAUUGUGGAAAGAAAUUGUUAGAUUCUAGUGAAAAGAUUCACAAUCAAUUGGUAGACCAAUUAAGACAAUUGUUACAAGAUAAUCGAUAUUUGUCCUCGAGAACAAUAUAUGAUAUUGAACAAGUUCUUGAAGUUAGACAGAAACAAUAUACAGACGUACCAGAACAAGAACUGUUAGAGAAACCUUUUGGUAUCGAAGAUGAUUGGUCAGCACAUGCAGUUCUGGUAUUUAUUGAUCCUGAUUUCCUGAGUAAACCACCUAAUUUUAAAUUGGGUGAGUUUAGUGCUACCAAAAGACACGAUCAAGAUGUAGAGACAUUUAAUAAGAUACACGAAACCGUGGAAAGAAGGAUAAUGAAAGUUGAAGAAUUAAGAAACGAGGAAACUGAGACCGUUGUUGUACAUAAUAUGACAGAUUCAGAGGCUACGGACUUCAAAAAGAAAAUAUAUCUUACUUUGAAGAGUUCAUUAUCUGGAGAUGAAGCUGCUCAUAAAUUACUAAAAAUGAGAAUCCCAGACUCAGACAAACAUUGUGUUGCUGAUAUAUUAGAACGAUCAAUGAUCCAAGAGGCUACAUAUUCGAAGUUUUACGGUCUUGUAACAGAAAAGUUAUUAGGAGCACAUCGAAUUUGGAAAAAUGCAUUUCUUAUUACAUUCCGUAACAGACUAGAUACAUUGGAUGAUUUAGAACCAAAUGGAUUGAGAAAUAGUGGCAAAUUUUGGGGUCAUCUAUUGAGUACAGAUUUAUUAGGCUUUGAAGUGUUUAAUGAUAUCAAGAUGACUGAAGCUGGUAGUACAGCUCAAUUAAGAAUCUUUGUGAAAUUUCUCUUUCAAGAAAUUGUAUUUGAAAUUGGUAUUAAUGAAUUAAGCGCUCGAUUAAAUGAAGGUUACAUUCAACCGUAUCUAAAGGGGAUGUUCCCAAAGGAGGAUCCUGAUGAUAUGAGAUAUGCAAUUAAUUAUUUCACUGCAAUCAAUCUUGGUGUGUUGACAGAAAGCAUGAGACGCGAAUUGCAAAUAUUGGAAGAACAGGCUGAAGAGGAGGAAGAGGAGGAUGAGGAAGAGGUUGAAGAAGAAGAGGAAGAAGAAGAAGAAGACAUACCUAAAGAGGAAAUAUCACGCAAGUCGAGGUAUGAACCUCAUCAAUCUAACCAGGAACGCAGCCAACAGAAUCACGAAGUGUCCAAGAGGCGCAGAUCGGUAACUCCGCCACGUCGCCAAGCAAAUAAUAAGAGACGUAGAUCAGUGACACCACCAAGAAGAAGAAAUAGAGGCUGA
Molecule: messenger RNA, 1761 nt
Organism: Maudiozyma barnettii
Lineage: Eukaryota; Fungi; Ascomycota; Saccharomycetes; Saccharomycetales; Saccharomycetaceae
Gene: CWC22
Product: U2-type spliceosomal complex subunit CWC22
Exons: 1
Coding region: 1-1761 (586 amino acids)
Biological process (GO): mRNA splicing, via spliceosome
Cellular component (GO): catalytic step 2 spliceosome
Molecular function (GO): protein binding; RNA binding
Source: RefSeq, a predicted model, not a curated record